Molecule: messenger RNA, 2465 nt
Organism: Monomorium pharaonis (pharaoh ant)
Lineage: Eukaryota; Metazoa; Arthropoda; Insecta; Hymenoptera; Formicidae
Product: ATP-binding cassette sub-family F member 1
Exons: 5
Coding region: 200-2155 (651 amino acids)
Molecular function (GO): ATP hydrolysis activity; ATP binding
Source: RefSeq, a predicted model, not a curated record
CGUGUGUGUGGUGUGGUUGUGUGUGCGUGUGUGUGUGUGGUGUGUGUAGCGAGUGUGGUGACUGGUACGGUAAUGUGUUGGUUCUCGUGUUCUGUGAUUUCUGAUUUCUGUGCCGUGUGCACGCGGAAAAAGUGAGGUUAGGUUAAGUUAAGGCGUGCGAACAGCUGCCUGGCAUUGACGGACAAUCGCGCGAACAGCGAUGUCGGGCAAAACCAGAGGCAAGAACAAGAAUAAAAGUGACGACGCGAUCGAGAAUGGGGCGGCCGACGAUGUCGCGACGAAGAUUGCAGACGUGGAGCUCAAUGAUGAAGAGGAGGUUGUGCCGAGCAAGAAGCUCACCCACAAGGAGAAGAAGAAGCUGAAGAAGCAACAGGAAUACGAGCGGACGAUGGAGAUGCUGACGAAGGGCGGACAGGGUCACAGCGAACUCGAAUCCAAUUUCACAAUCUCACAGAGCCAGACGCAGCAACGCGGCAAUCAGCAGCUGGAUAACGCGGUUGACAUCAAGGUGGAGAACUUCAGCAUUGCGGCCAAGGGCAAGGAGCUUUUCACCAACGCCAGCCUGCUCAUAGCGCAAGGGAGGCGAUACGGCCUCGUGGGACCGAACGGUCAUGGCAAAACUACCUUGCUUCGCCAUAUAGCAAAAAGAGCCUUCAAUAUUCCACCAACGAUAGACGUUCUGUAUUGUGAACAAGAAGUUAUAGCAGAUGACACUCCUGCUGUAGAAGUCGUGCUCAAUGCUGAUAUCAAAUGCAAAGAGCUUCAGACUGAAUGCAAGAAGUUGGAGGAGUUGACAGAGCAGGGAGAUACUACUGUGCAGAACAGAUUGCAAGAGGUAUAUGAUGAAUUAAAGGCCAUCGGAGCGGACUCAGCAGAACCGCGUGCCAGACGAAUCCUCGCUGGUCUGGGAUUCAAUCGUGCGAUGCAGAAUCGCGCAACGAAGAACUUCUCUGGUGGUUGGCGAAUGCGUGUCUCACUCGCAAGAGCACUUUUCCUGGAACCCACGUUAUUGCUGUUGGACGAACCUACUAAUCAUUUAGAUUUGAACGCUGUAAUUUGGUUGGAUAACUACUUGCAAGGCUGGAAGAAGACUCUGCUGGUUGUAUCGCAUGAUCAGAGUUUUUUGGAUAAUGUAUGCACGGACGUGAUACACCUAGAUCAACAGAAAUUGUUCUAUUACAAGGGAAAUUACAGCAUGUUCAAAAAGAUGUACGAGCAAAAAAGAAAAGAAAUGGUAAAGGCGUAUGAAAAGCAAGAAAAGCGUCUGAAGGAUCUCAAAGCGGCCGGGCAGAGUAAAAAGCAGGCUGAAAAGAAGCAAAAGGAAGCUCUUACGAGGAAACAAGAAAAGAAUCGAACAAAGAUGCAGAAACAAGAGGAAGACACUGGACCCACAGAGUUGUUGCAGAGACCAAGGGAAUACAUAGUGAAAUUCAGUUUUCCAGAUCCUCCGCCAUUACAACCGCCAAUUCUUGGUCUUCAAAAUGUUACAUUUGGAUAUGAAGGACAAAAGCCAUUAUUUAUCGACGCAGACUUUGGUAUAGACCUGAGUUCUCGAGUAGCGAUACUGGGCCCCAAUGGCGUUGGUAAAUCCACUUUUUUGAAAUUACUAAUGAGCGAUAUAACGCCUCAAAAGGGGGAAGUGUCAAAGAAUCAUCGAUUGAGGAUAGGAAGGUUUGACCAGCAUUCUGGCGAACACUUAACUGCCGAGGAGACUCCGUCGGAAUAUCUGAUGCGACUAUUCGAUCUUCCAUACGAAAAAGCGCGCAAACAGUUAGGUACUUUCGGUCUUAGCUCUCAUGCACACACUAUCAAAAUGAAGGACCUAUCGGGCGGUCAAAAGGCGCGCGUCGCGUUAGCUGAGCUUUGUCUAAACGCGCCAGACGUGCUGAUCCUAGAUGAGCCAACCAACAACCUCGACAUAGAAUCCAUCGACGCAUUGGCAGAUGCCAUCAACGAUUAUAAGGGCGGUGUUAUCAUUGUUUCGCACGACGAACGGCUGAUUCGAGACACAGAAUGCUGUCUCUACGUGAUCGAGAACCAGCAGAUCAAUGCUAUAGAUGGCGAUUUCGACGACUAUAGAAAAGAAUUACUCGAGAGCCUGGGAGAAGUCAUCAACAAUCCCAGCAUAGCCGCGAACGCUGCCGUUCUACAAUAAAUCGUCGACCAAUUAGUAUAAUUAACACAUUUUGGUGGCCUGUAAUAUCAGGCCUGUCCUUUUUAGCUGAGCUCUUUGCACGGUUCAUUUCUUUCUUCCUUUUUCCUUUCGCGUUGAAGAAAGGAGAAAAGAAACAAACUGUGUGUAAGAAGUUUAAAUAAAAAGAAUAGACCUAACGUAAAAGCGAUCAUAUUGGAUUGCGAUCAAGCCUUCGUGUGGACACCUGUUUGUCCAAAAAAUGCCGGAUUCGAAUUUUGUAUUAUAAAUAGCAUGCAACCGAGUGUAAAAAGAAAAUAAAUUGUUAACAACA